GAGAAACCGGUCCCGGAAACAGUCAAAAGAGUAACACCCGGUGUGUCCCCAGCACGUCAAGGAUAGCUCCGUGCACUUGGGGAAGGCGCCUGCUGUGCAGCGACCUUGCCAGACAUUCUACGCAAAUCACAUUCUGGUGCCAUGGAGUAUACACAGACAACAAUAUCUUUACCUGUGUACACAGGUGUAGAUAAGGAGACAUUUCUGCAGGAUAUUUACCCAGCGAGGAAGCCAGUAGUCUUGAAAGGUCUGGAUUUGGGAGCGUGCACAAAUCGAUGGACUGUGGAUUAUAUGAGCAAAACAGGAGGGAGUCAGGAAGUUAAGAUUCACGUUUCUGAGGUGCCACAGAUGGAUUUUAUCAACAAAAACUUCAUUUACAGAACUCUGCCAUUUGACACGUUUGUAGAAAGGGCAGCAGAAGACAGACACACAGACUACUUCAUUUCAAAGGAUGAGAAAUACUACUUACGUUCACUUGGUGAAGACCCUCGCAAGGACGUUGCUGACAUCAGUAAGCAGUUUCCACAGCUGUCUGCAGAUAUCCAGAUACCAGAAUUCUUUGAAAAGGAGCAGUUCUUCUCUAGUGUCUUCCGUAUCAGCUCCCCAGGCCUGCAGCUCUGGACUCACUAUGAUGUCAUGGACAAUUUACUAAUUCAGGUGACUGGAAGGAAGAGAGUUGUUUUGUACAGUCCAAGAGAUGCACCAUAUUUAUAUUUAUCAGGUGACAAAUCUGAGGUCUUAGAUGUGGAUAAUCCAGAUUUGACCAAGUAUCCCCUCUUUUCACGUGCCAGACGAUAUGAAUGUUUGUUAGAAGCAGGAGAUGUGCUGUUUAUUCCUGCCCUUUGGUUUCACAACACUGUUGCAGAAGCAUUCGGCAUAGGAGUAAAUGUCUUCUGGAAGCACCUGCCUCCUGAAUUCUACGAUAAAACGGAUACUUAUGGAAAUAAAGAUCCAACAGCAGCUUCUAGAGCAGUACAGAUUUUAGACCGGGCCUUAAAAACUCUAGAGGAAUUGCCAGAAGAAUAUAGAGAUUUUUAUGCCAGGAGGAUGGUGUUACGAAUCAAGGCUAAAGCAUACAGCAGUAAUUUUGAAUGAAGAGAACAGGCCUUAAUCCAAUGGCGUUGUGACAGGAAAAACAUUGGAAUAACUAUUUCAUAGUUAAGAGAAUAAGAGAGAAUAAAAGAGAGAUGCAGUUUGUCAUUUUUACAGAGACAAGUGUUUUACUUUCUAUAAAACUUGUAAUAUAUGUUAUAGUUUUUGUAUCACUACAUAUGCCCCAGUACUUACUGUCAUGUUUUUAGUCUUUUUAAAGGGACCCUAGUUUGCUUCCCAGGUGCAUAUUGUAGAAUAAAACAUUAUGUUGCCGUAAGUAGUGAGCCUAUGUCCUUUAUAGCACAUGCAUUUUAAUGUAGUAUAAGAAUGCACAUAAAAGAACAAGAAGAUUACAAACUCCUAAUUGUUUCUUAUUUUAGUAGCACUUGGCAACAAAUUAUUAUUUUUUUAUACUGCAUAUUGGCUAAACCAAAUAUCUGACUUGCAGGUUACAGAAUUUGCUUUUGGUCUCUCUAGGGAGCGUGGGACAAACGCAAUUUUUUUACACAAAAUCACUUCACUGGGCCAGUGAGCAAAGUCAAAUUCUACUUGGUAUGAGUAAUAAGUCCCAGUUACAUAUGUUUUUGGGUUCACUUAGAGAGGACAAGAAUGAACUAGCUGCAAAGCAAAGGAGCAAUUUCCUCACCAACGUGAGCUGACAUGUAUGGUUGAGUUGUAUGGGAGGGUACACUUUGUGUUUUCAAUAACAAUAUUUAGAGAAGUAGUGAGGUAUCUCAGCCAAGUGUUUCAAAAUUCACAGGCAUGUGCUGAACAUGAACAGACUGAGUUGGCAUACAGUCUAAGUGAAAGUGUUGUAUCAUAUCACUAUGUCUCAAACAUAACUGGGUAAAUUAAAGGGAUGUUUAAAAAAAAGCUGUGGCUUCAGCCCCUAAUGCUGAGCAACCCCAGUCUAAGGCAGUCUUUAUCAACAAGAGAGAGACAAGACAGACUCAAUCUUCCAAGUUGCCAAAAAUAUACUUACAAAAACAAUUGUACGCAAUCGGCAUGGCAAAGUGUUCAAUAAUAAGCAUUAUGGGUAUAAGCACUCACUUGCUCUCCCAGGCUUCUUAGCAGCUCUUCAGUCCAGAGCUCUUUGGAUCCGAGAAACUGACAAUCUGAAUAAACUGUUACAGUAUUGAAAAGAUACUAAUAAAUCUUAUGGUUAAAUCAAGAGUACUGUUUUACUUAACUACAUAUAUAAAGCUUUAAAAUCAAGCAAUUGCAAGCCGGCUACACUUUUUCAUGUAUUGGUGCCUGAUAAAAUAAAAAGUCAAAAUGU
Molecule: messenger RNA, 2371 nt
Organism: Bombina bombina (fire-bellied toad)
Lineage: Eukaryota; Metazoa; Chordata; Amphibia; Anura; Bombinatoridae
Gene: TYW5
Product: tRNA-yW synthesizing protein 5
Exons: 9
Coding region: 142-1095 (317 amino acids)
Biological process (GO): wybutosine biosynthetic process
Molecular function (GO): tRNA binding; 2-oxoglutarate-dependent dioxygenase activity
Source: RefSeq, a predicted model, not a curated record